CUUAACAUUUACUUGACUUUAAAACAUGCAAGCUGCUUUUAAUCAGGUUGGAAAUAUGGGUUAGGCUGUGCUUGUUUAAAUGAAUGAACAAGCACAGAAUCUAAUCCAGGCCAUUUCCAGUAGUUGUUUGGAAAUUCUUGGUUAGCAAGACGGUAUCUUUAUAAAGUAGAAAUUUGAACUGUUCGAGGCUCUUUCAGGUACAAUCUCACUUAUUCUUAGGUUUUGAGACUCCAAAUGUAUAUAAGGUCUAUGCUGCUGAUGAUUAAGGAAAGAAGAAGAAGUAGAAGGCCUUAUUCAAAUGCAAAGAGAAGUCAUCGACCUGUGCUCGUCUCUGUCUCCCGUAUUUAUAUACCUUAACCAUUUUACUAGGGGUAAUGCUAGACCUUUUGAAAUGAAGAUCAACAAUUAUGGAUGCAAAGACUUUUAACCUGCCUUGGCCAAAUAAUUACUAAAAGAUGACAAACGAGUCGUAUUCAAGUUUAAGAGGGAGUAUCAAUGCACUUGUCUGUGCUUUAAUAGGUAAUGUUGGUAAAUUAUCGAAUAGACCUCGCCUUGAAGUUUUGUAUAUGGAGAACAAUGAAAAUAAGAAAUUAGGAACAAUUGUUAAUCCUUGGUAUUUCUGCAACAUUGGAUGCCACGUUCUAGACAUCAAUGAUAAUUUGAGAUACAUCGUAGAAGCCAGUUGCUGUUAAACUUACUUUUGGUGUAGAUGCCCCUGCAAUUCUUGUAACAAAGUCGAAUUUGUAAUCAAAGUGCCAACUGGAGAAGUAAGAUACAUUCCUAAAAUUAUUUAUAGGUUGUGGCCCAUUUGUUAAAGAAAGGAAAAGACUGUUGUAAGAACAUGGUUGGCGAUGCUGACAAUUUCAGUUUGAUUUUCCCUAAAGGAGCAUCUAAGGAAGACAAGGCCUUGCUGCUUGCCGUCACGCUCAUGAUGGACUACAUGUACUUUGAAGACAAAGGAGGUGCUUAAGCCUCCGUCGGACCAGGUUGAGCAAUCAUAAUAUUAUGUACACAAAAGAAAAAACCAG
Paramecium octaurelia is the source of this 1028-nucleotide messenger RNA. NCBI's taxonomy places the organism in Eukaryota, Ciliophora, Oligohymenophorea, Peniculida, Parameciidae. The record is from the annotation of a GenBank genome assembly.